AUGAAGCCAGCAGAGAUCAGAUUCUCUCUACAGAGACCUCUACAGCACAGAGAUCCAGACAUGGCACCUACAAUCACUGCAGCAAUGACCGAUUCUCAGGAGCAUCUGACUCUGACCCACAAGCUCAGAAAGCCUCUGGUGGAGAAGUUACGCAGAGAGCGAAUCAACAGCAGCAUUGAGCAGCUCAAGUCUCUCCUGGGUCCAGAGUUCCUCAAACAGCAGCCAGACGCCAAGCUGGAGAAAGCAGACAUCCUGGAGAUGACAGUUUGUGUCCUGAGACGACUGCAGCAGCAGAAGCAUCAACCUGCGCACUCAACAGCUGUCAAUCAAGGCUACUCCAGGUGUGUCCAAGAGGUGACACACUUCCUGUCCAAGGAGGAGGUGGAGACACAGUCCCAGAGAAGACUGCUGAAGCACUUCAACAAGCUGCAGUCUUCCUCUGAUAACAACCUGAGAGAGGCUGACUUCUCUCUUCUGAGCUCCACUGUCCAGACCAGCAUCACCAAAGAGAAGAGUCCAGUCGACAGCGCCGUCUGGAGGCCGUGGUAGACACCUACAGACUGGAGUUACUACCAGACUAACUGAGAUGACCACAUUGGUCAAAGAUUACUGGAAAUGAAUUCUUCUGAAUUCUGACAUUUGAUGAACUUGUUCUUCUGUUUGUACAGAAGGUUGUAUUUUGUGUAUUUUCUUUGUUCAAGAUGACAUUUCCUGAGGAAAUGACAGCAACACUAUCUUUCAAGUUCAGAAAGAGAACAUCUUGUCAUGCAUGUUGCAUGAACCAAAUCUGAUUGCAUCAGCAAUUAUUAUUAUAUCUCACUGUACUUCAUGUAUUGGUAGUAUAUAAUGUUAUGGUAACAUUUGUUAUCUUUUGAUUGUUAUUGAUCAUAGUGAUCAACAAUUUAAAUGUCCUCUUUAUUCACAUUUUGUCAUAAUGGACUUUAAUCUCUCUGAUUAAUCAAAACUGAUCUGUUGUUAGAUCCAAAUGUUUCUCCUUUUCAUCUAAAAGUUUUGUCACAAUUUUCCUGUGAUACUUUUAUGUCUCACUGCACAUCAUGUGUUGGUACAAUAUAGUGCACUGAGAUAUUUAUUACCUUUUGAUAGGUAUUGAUGAUUUUGAAUUGAUCAAAAUUCUUACCUGUUCUUUUUAUGGACAUUUUGUCAUAAUGGACUUUCUCUCACUUUAUGUGAUUAUUGAAAAAUGAUCUGUUUUAGGAUCAAUAUGUUUAUCCUUUUACUGUAAAGGUUUCUUUAAUGUCAUAUUGUCACAGUUUUCUAGCGACAAUGUAACAUUUUAGAAUCAACUGAAUUCAGUUAAGAACAAUGUGACCUGUUGUAAGGUCAGUCUUUAAUAUUGUUUCGUUUGUUCACUAAAUGCAAAUGUGUUAUAUAUAUUGUUAAAAUACAGUGAGUACUGUGUCCUCAAAUAUUGUAAAUUGUUUGUCUUUUAUAAAGACAGUUGUUCCUUUACUCUCUCUGAGUACAGUGUGUCUUGUAGAAAUCUACAAGUUGUUGUUGUGAUGUAUCAUCACCUCUAGUUGGAGCUUUCAUACUUUAUGUGGCUCAUUGUGCCUUGUUGAAUAAACAAACACUGCCAGCUGAAAA
This is a messenger RNA of Sebastes umbrosus (honeycomb rockfish), 1605 nucleotides long. RefSeq names its product transcription factor HES-5-like. Gene Ontology annotation, cellular component: nucleus. Gene Ontology annotation, biological process: regulation of neurogenesis; regulation of transcription by RNA polymerase II; anterior/posterior pattern specification. The record is from RefSeq and is a predicted model, not a curated record. The transcript is spliced from 2 exons. The coding region runs from base 1 to 549 and encodes 182 amino acids. NCBI's taxonomy places the organism in Eukaryota, Metazoa, Chordata, Actinopteri, Perciformes, Sebastidae. Gene Ontology annotation, molecular function: protein dimerization activity; DNA-binding transcription factor activity, RNA polymerase II-specific; RNA polymerase II cis-regulatory region sequence-specific DNA binding.